Molecule: messenger RNA, 2278 nt
Organism: Thermothielavioides terrestris NRRL 8126
Lineage: Eukaryota; Fungi; Ascomycota; Sordariomycetes; Sordariales; Chaetomiaceae
Exons: 8
Coding region: 340-1794 (484 amino acids)
Biological process (GO): transmembrane transport
Molecular function (GO): transmembrane transporter activity
Source: RefSeq, a predicted model, not a curated record
GGGUGUGGGGGCCGGGAACAGGCCGGGAACAGGCCGGGACCAUGCAAAAUAUCCCCGAGGGACAGGAGACGAGGUUGCUGUGCUUCUGAGGACCCUUGGAUGGCAGCAAAGAAUUAGAUCAACCCGCUUCCAGCGACUCUUCCUCGACGUUGCGUGGGGUUGGUUCCUUUCUGUGUACUGGUCACCCGCGUUGACUUUUGCUUCGUCGCUGUCUUCUGCCAAAGCGGAUUGACGGGCUGCCUCGAAGCGAGUUCCAUUCGCGGUGUCAUUGCCCUGAAUCACCAGCUUCUCCCGUCCCUGGCUGCCCCUGCCCGCGGAUGGUUCUACCAGGUCUCGCCGAUGCCUCCGCACAUAGCAGCCCCUGAUGGUCCCGGUUCCCGAGCCCCUGAAUCGACGACAACCGAGGGGGUACAUCUAAAGGGUGGCGAUCUCGGUUUCGCCGGUGAGAAGACCUCGGGGUCGGACGAGAGCCCUGCUGAAACCGAUCCGCCGGGGGAAGUCGAAUUCAAGGAAGGUGGCUAUGGCUGGGUCGUCGUCUUUUCUGUGCUGCUGGUUAAUGCCCAUACCUGGGGUCUGAACUCGUCCUACGCCGUCUUCCUAGCUUAUUACUUGCGGUCUGGCAGCAUUGUCGGUUCCUCCCCGCUUGGCUUUGCCUUCGUUGGCGGCCUAUCCAUAUCGAUAGCUCUACUGGUGUCCCCGCUCGCGACGUGGUGUAUCGGUCGGUUUGGGACACCCCAUAGCUUGCGAAUCGGUGUUGUGUUAGAAGCCGUGUCUUUCAUCGGAGCUUCAUUCUCAACGCACAUCUGGCACCUGCUACUCAGCCAAGGCGUAUGCUUCGGCGUAGGGCUGGGCUUCUGUUUCACCGCCACCGUCGGCGUGGUCCCCCAAUGGUUUACCAAGCGGCGGUCUUUUGCCAACGCUGUGGCCACCAGUGGGUCGGGCCUGGGGGGACUCACCUACGCCCUCGCCACGAAUGCCAUGAUCUCUCAGCUGGGUCUCGCCUGGGCCUUCCGCAUCCUGGCCAUCAUAGCUUUUGUAGUGAACGGGGUGUGCAGCUUGACCCUGCGUGACCGGAACCAUGCGGUCGGCGCCAUCCACGUACCGUUCCACAAGGGUCUCUUCAAACGCUUCGAGUUUUGGCUGUUUGUCGGCUGGGGAUUCUUCGGCCUCUUGAGCUACGUUAUCGUAGUCUUCUCCAUCACCGACUAUGCUCAGUCAAUGGGCUUCACGGCGAGCCAAGGUUCACUCGCAGCCGCCAUGUUCAACUUAUCUCAGGGCCUCGGUAGACCCCUCAUCGGCCUCAUCAGCGAUCGCUUUGGAAGAAUCAACGUUGCCGCCAUCGGGACUCUGGUGGCCGGAAUGGCUGCCUUCUUCCUCUGGAUCUUCGCCGGGUCUCAUUUUGCGGGACUCAUCGUGUACGCUCUUCUCGGCGCGUUCGCCGGCAUCAUUUGGCCGUGUGUUGCCCCUGUUGGAGCCGAGGUUGUAGGGCUGCAGUUGUUGCCUUCCGCAUUAUCAAUCUACUGGCUCUUGUUGGUUUUGCCUGCCACCUUUUCCGAAGUAAUCGGCCUAAGUCUCAGAACCUCGGGAGCGAACCCAUAUCUCAAUGUCCAGGCGUUCACGGGAACAAUGUACAUUGCCUCAUUCUUAUGCUUAUGGGUUCUGAGGAGCUGGAAAUUGCAGCAGUUGGAACUGCUCGGUUUGGAUGGCAACCCACAGUCGGAUGCUGCUCGAAGUGGCCACCCCGGGCGCCUGCGAUCGUAUGUACGCGGCAUGGCCGUGAUUAAACGGGUUUAGGAACACACCUGAUCGGGAAAUAUAAGUUUGCCAAAUAAGGACUCUUUCAUGACAGCCGGUUGGGCAAUCGAAAAUGAGUCUACGCUUGUGUGCUGCUGGAAGAGGGCCUGCUUGGCGCAGAAGCUGGUGGCUAGCGAUAUAACAAACCGCCCAAUCCAGCUGGUGGCCGGGUUGGCGGGGAAGAAGGAAGCUUGGAUGAGGACCAGCAUCCUUGCAUGGGAUACAACUGUUAGAGAGUGAAGUCCCGGCCAGCAUACCAGAGCCGAUCUGGCUGUGUAGUGAGCAACACGAUCCUCCGUAAGACUUGCGACGCCCGAGACCCAUACCACCUCGGACAUCUGCAACCGGCAGAGGGUAUGCGUACUGGCAGGAUUACCACCGGAGCUCGCCUUUGACACCCGACUCAUCACGGCCAUCGGCCUGCUUGGCUGGUGCCUCUUCCUUGAAGCCCAGAUUUCUAAAAUCGUCCUUUGCCAUGAGGUUG